AUGACUACGAUGGGUUCACCAAAUCAAGCUUAUUUCGCUUCGGAGAAAGACGACAAAUAUGAGCUCACAACAUUACGAACGACAACCAUGACGAUUACUGAUGGAAAAUUUUCUGUGCCUUCUGAACCGGGUUUGCAAAGCACGCCAAAAAUUAAUUACUCUGGAAAUAUUGGCACCAAAAACGAUGGCAUUCAUUUCGGCGACAUAAUGAUGGAUUCAUUGGAAUAUCUAAAAAAGAUGCUUGGUUUUACUCCAGAUUGCCUCAACGGUGGCAUGAAGACAUCAGGGGGAGAAUGUAUUUGUCCCAAAUUCUAUCGGGGUCAUUUGUGCGAAGAAUUAGUUUGUAUCAAUAAUGGUACUUUAGUGAAAAUACCCAAGCUUGUUCCAGCACAGUAUACAUGCAGAUGUCCCCAUCCGGAAUACAUACACGGCCAGCAUUGUGAACAUAUUAAAUGUUUAAAUGGAGGUCGUCCGAUGGACAAUGGACACUGCAAGUGUUUGGAUUCUUGGUAUACUGGACAGUUCUGUCAGGAAUACGCGGCAUCAUGGGCUGCUGUGCUUGGUUUACCUUUAUUAUUCCUGGUAAUUAUGAUUAUCUGUUGCGUUGUCUGUCGUUUGGAUUUAUUCCCAAGGAAGCCUGUACAUUCAAGAAGACGUCGAAGAGCACCGCUAAAUAGAAUAUGCAGUCAGGGCAUAGGUCAUCAACAUCGCGUAAUGGAAAUGAGAAGAGGUAGCAACAGGACAGGAAAUGAAAUUUAUCUACGAAUGCAGGAGGACUUGUUAAAUGAUAAUAAUGGUGAAUCUGUGGUGCUAGGGCCUCACAAUUAUUUUUUGCCAUCGUAUAUAAUUCAACUUGAAGCAAUGCCGGUUUUGAAUCAUAAUUUAUCAACCAAUGCAAAUCCAUCAAAGCCGUUCGAUCCCCCACCCUCUUAUGAAGAAGCGGUUGCGAGAUUUUCAGCAUCACAUCAACCUGUUAGCAGAACUAUUAGUGACGCAACAGUUCGCCCACCUGAAUAUACAUCUUGUCCAUACUCACUGCUACCACAUUCUUUGUCUUCUAAUAUUUUGUGA
Messenger RNA from Cercopithifilaria johnstoni, 1071 nucleotides. The record is from the annotation of a GenBank genome assembly. NCBI's taxonomy places the organism in Eukaryota, Metazoa, Nematoda, Chromadorea, Rhabditida, Onchocercidae.